Messenger RNA from Asterias rubens (European starfish), 1666 nucleotides. Its product is annotated as cytochrome P450 2U1-like. The transcript is spliced from 6 exons. Gene Ontology annotation, biological process: xenobiotic metabolic process. Gene Ontology annotation, cellular component: cytoplasm; intracellular membrane-bounded organelle. Gene Ontology annotation, molecular function: iron ion binding; oxidoreductase activity, acting on paired donors, with incorporation or reduction of molecular oxygen, reduced flavin or flavoprotein as one donor, and incorporation of one atom of oxygen; heme binding. Lineage: Eukaryota; Metazoa; Echinodermata; Asteroidea; Forcipulatida; Asteriidae. The record is from RefSeq and is a predicted model, not a curated record. Bases 4 to 1593 code for a protein of 529 amino acids.
AGGAUGGUUGUCACCUUUGAUACUAGUUUGGGUAUCUUUGAAGUACAUAGUCAACCCAUCAUGUCACACGAGGGUUUCUCCCGUUGGAUCACAGACACUUUGAACGUUCAGGGCAUCUGUCUCAUCUGCCUAGCCUCCUUGCUCUGCUACUACGCCUACCGGGGCUUACGCUCCAAUUCACGGUCCAUAGCUCGACCUCUGCCCGGUCCGCGGUCUUGGCCGGUCAUCGGCAGCAUCCCCUCCAUCAUGUGGUACUCAAAACACCACGGCCACCGGGCUUUCACGGAGAUGGCGAAGCGGUACGGCCCGGUCUUUGGGGUGAUGCUCGGACCGGCGCAAUACAUGGUGAUUCUAAACGACAAGAGAACAAUCAGAGAGGCAUUCGUGACGCAGUCUGCGAAGAUGACGGAUAGACCUAUUCCGGGUCUCGUCAAAAUUUCCUUUCCAGUGCAAGGUAGUCUCGGAUGGGAGAGCGGGAAAAUAUGGUCGGCCCGUCGUCGUUUCAUCCUCCGAGCAUUUCGAACUCUCGGCUUCAGUAAAAGCGGCAUCCUAGGCCAGCGAAUACACGAAGAAGCCAAGGCGCUCUGUGCAAGCUUCGAUGAGUACGGAGGUCUUCCCUUCAACCCGAAGCGUCUUCUCGAGUACGCCGCGUCAAACCUCUUCUGCUCCAUCGCCUUGGGAGACCGCUACGAGUACAAGGACCCGGUCUUCUGUUCUCUCGUCAACAACUCGAGGGUUGUCCUGGACAACUUAUCGGCGGUGUCCAUCGGCAACUUCUUCCCAUUUCUCUACCACUCGCCGGUCUGUCGAGAGUACAGGGAGGCUGCGAACUACCUGACUGAGUUCAUCCGAGGAUUGGUCGACCAUCAUAAAGAGAACUUCAACGGGAAUGAGAUGAGAGAUGUUGUAGACCUCUAUCUGGAGGAGGUUCGCAGGACGCAGGAUAAGAGGGAAGAUGGGGUUAAGUUUCACGAGGAAGAUGUCUGGAGGAGCAUGAUUGACCUUCUUAUCGGCGGGUCGUUUUCUGUCUCUAGCCACGUCAUGUGGACGCUACUCUUUACGACUCAGUAUCCAGAGGUACAGGAAAGGAUUCACAAAGAAAUCGACAGUGCUGUUGGUGACAGGGCGCCCUCUCUCGACGAUCGCGACUCACUCCCUUUCACCCGAGCGACACUUCUCGAAGUGAUGCGCUGUCGGGUCGGAACUUUAAGCAUUCCGCACCUCGCCAAUGAUGACGCCGUCGUAGGCGGGUGCUUCAUCCAGAAAGGGUCGCACGUAAUGGCGAACCUCUGGGCUCUACACCACGAUCCUCUGGUAUGGGAAGAGCCGGAGAAAUUCAACCCUUGCCGUUUUUUAUCCGGAGAUGAAUCGGCGAUCGUGUUGCCUGAUUACUUCAUGCCUUUUGGCGCUGGUCCACGCACAUGCCCCGGUGCGCAGCUAGCUAAGCACCAAGUAUUUCUUUUGUUUGCGUCCAUCAUGCAGAAAUAUAAACUGGUAAUACCAGAGAGCGAGCCGACCCCGGAUAUGGAGGGAAAAGCAUGUGGUCCUGCUCUGCAACCGGUAGAUUUCAGGUUGUGUACAAUCAAAAGAUAAUGAAGAAAAGCUACAAAGGUUUUGUUAAAGACACUGGACACUAUUGGUAGUUGUCAAAGACCAGUCUUCUUAC